ACUUCUGAGUCGCGAAUGCGUGUUUCCGGAGGGAGUUUGAGCGCGGAGACCCACUAAGAGAACCGAUUUCCGGCAUGGAGCUCUUCCGCGGCGUUUCGGCGGCCAGACGCACUAGCUAUGCGGCAGAAGCACUACCUUGAAGCGGCGGCUCGCGGCCUGGUGGAGAGCUGCCCUGGCCAGGCCCGCUACCUCCUUUGGGCCUACAGUUCGACACACGAGGAAAACAGCACUUUUCAAGAAACAUGUCCAUACUGCUUCCAGUUGUUGGUUCUGGAUAACUCUAGAGUACGCCUCAAACCCAAGGCCAAACUGACACCCAAAAUACAGAAACUUCUUCAUCGAGAAGCAAGAAAUCAUGCACUGAGUUUUAAAGAAGCAAAAGUGUUGAGAAAAUACAAAGACUCCACAAGUGUGCUGCUGGUUACCUGUAGAACGUGCAACAGAACAGUGAGGCACCAUGGAAAGAGUAGAAGCUUCCUGUCAGCACUGAAGAGCAAUGCUGCCCCUGCUGCAAACAGAGCCAACCUGAAAACACCACCGAGAAAGACUCCAGGCUCCACACACCCAAUAUGUCAUAAUAUGUCUGGUUCCAAAGGCAAGAACCCCUCCUUGACUAUCAGAACACCUACAUCUGGACAAUCAACACCCAUUUGCUCCUCAAGGAAUGCGAGCAAAAGAAAGAAACACUUCUCUCAACUGAAAGCUCUGCUUAGUCAGAGUGCAUCCGAGAAGAACCUAAAGCUGGACUUCAGGCACUUCUUAUCUUCUCUGUGAAGAAACGGCCUUUGAAAGGACUGCCUAGUGCAGUUUCUGAGAUUCAAGUUAGUCACCAGCUUUUGUCUCACUCUGAAGUCUGAGCACAUGGAAACUAGUCCAAAAGCAAGCUCUUCUGAGCAUCCUUCAUUGCUCAUGUGGAAAAUGCCUCAUUAAAUCGAGUGACUGGGGCUUCCCUGGGUGAAUGUGAAGAUCAAAAAACAAACGACCAGACCAGAGAGAUGGUUGCCAUGCCUGACAGCCUAUAUCAAUCUCCAGGACCCACAGGGCAGAAGAACCCACUCUACAAGUUGUUUUCUGACCUCCACAUGAGUGUCUCCCCCCCCAACACACACACAUAUACAAAAGAAUGAAUGUAAUAAAGGGUUUUAAAACCUGUGACAGUUCUUACAAUAAAGGUAUAAUGGAUAUUGAA
This is a messenger RNA of Peromyscus californicus insignis, 1189 nucleotides long. It is a transcript of the gene Rmp24, whose product is annotated as chromosome unknown C18orf21 homolog. The coding region runs from base 118 to 774 and encodes 218 amino acids. Lineage: Eukaryota; Metazoa; Chordata; Mammalia; Rodentia; Cricetidae. The transcript has 5 exons. The record is from RefSeq and is a predicted model, not a curated record.